Molecule: messenger RNA, 1268 nt
Organism: Ipomoea triloba (trilobed morning glory)
Lineage: Eukaryota; Viridiplantae; Streptophyta; Magnoliopsida; Solanales; Convolvulaceae
Product: monoacylglycerol lipase ABHD6-like
Exons: 4
Coding region: 118-1035 (305 amino acids)
Source: RefSeq, a predicted model, not a curated record
UACACUCAUCAUACUCAUAACUCAUCCCAUUUAUAAAUUGGGGACACCUGCUUAUUCUAGCAAGAAAUAGUGCACUAGUAUUAUAGAGUUACCAAAAAAAAAAAUUAUAGAGUGACCAUGUUCCCUUCUUGCCUGAGCCCCACCUCCUUGUACGGCGGCUUUCUACGCGUUUGCCUCUCCGCCGCCGGCCUCACUUCCCAGACCAUAGACAUAGACGACGAGACCACCAUCCACUUCUGGGGCCCGAACCCGAAGCCCAACUCCAAAUCACCCCCAAAGCCCACACUAGUCCUCAUCCACGGGUUCGGGCCUCACGGCGUGUGGCAGUGGCGCUCACAAAUCGCGGUUUUCGCACGAGACUACAACGUCUACGUCCCGAGCCUGGUGUUCUUCGGCCGGUCCACCACCAAAUCCUCGGACCGGUCCGAGGUGUUCCAGGCGAAGUGCAUCGGGAAGCUCCUGGUGGAGAAGCUGGGCGUGGAGAAGUUUUCGGUGGUGGGGACGAGCUAUGGUGGGUUUGUGGCGUACCAUAUAGCGAGAAUGUGGGCGGAGAGGGUGGAGAAAGUGGUGGUUGCGAGCUCCGGGAUUAACAUGAACAAGAAAGACAGCGACGAUCUGCUGAAGAGGGCCAACGCCGAGAAGGUUGAGGAGUUUCUGCUGCCCACGACGGCGGGGCAGUUGCGGACGUUAAUAUCGUUGUGUAUGUUCCGCGGUCCGAGUUACUUGCCGGAUUUUGUGUUCAACGAUUUCAUUAAGAAAUUGUACAGGGAAAACAGGAAGGAGAAGCUGGAACUACUAAAAGGGUUGAGCUUCGGAAAAGAUAACACAGUAAACAUAUCUCCACUUCAACAGGAUGUUUUGAUCAUAUGGGGCGAGAAUGAUCAGAUAUUUCUGUUGGAGAGAGCAACAGAGCUCAAAGAGCUUCUAGGAAAGAAAGUGAGAUUGGAAGUUAUAAAGAGCGCAUCGCACCUUCCUCAGUUCGAAAAAGGCUACAAAUUCAACAACAUCCUCAAACAUUUCUUGAAUGGUUCUUAAGGAGCUGAGAUCGAACUAUCCAUAACCCACUACGCCGUGCAUGCUACUUUUAUUUGUAGUACUAAGUCAAAUGAAAUAUUGUAACUUGUGGGGAGAUUAUAUAUAUAUGUAUGUACUACAUUAAUUUAAUGUCAACAUGAACUUAUUAGGUGUAUUGAUGACAGCUAUGAUUACGUUGUUUGCAACGUAUGUAUGGGUGCAUUUAUAGUAUACGUACAUGUUCCAACAACUUA